This is a messenger RNA of Rotaria sp. Silwood2, 2271 nucleotides long. Lineage: Eukaryota; Metazoa; Rotifera; Eurotatoria; Philodinida; Philodinidae. The record is from the annotation of a GenBank genome assembly.
AUGACGUCUACCGUUGACGAUCAGAACAAUGGUAAGAGAGAGUAUCUAUCAUCUCUAUUAAAUCGAUUAUUAUUUCAUUGUGUAGAUAUUCUCGUGGUGGAUCCAUCACCUGGACAAAACAAUCUAUUUUCGGAUCUUCAAGAAUCUCUAUCUCGUUUUCAAUGCGCGCUUGCACAACAAUCAUCAACGGACGAGACUAUUGAAUGCAACAUCGCCAAUCAUUCCCAAUGCAUACUUGAUAAAAUUCAAAGUAUCGACCAACUUGAAUAUUCAUCAGAAACCUUCGAUAUCGCUCAUAUGGUAUUUCGAGUCUAUAUCAGCGAUAUUCUUCCACUAACUGAUAAGUAUGAAGAUAUAUUAUCGUUACUGUUAAGUACAAAGAUUAAUUUCAAUCUCGAGGCCUUGUUCAAGCAGGAUGAAAACUUUACUCGUCGAUUAUUUUUUAGUACCCUUGAUUUACUUGCAUUGCCAAUCAUGGUCGAUUAUCUCGAAGGAAAACAAAAAGAAACACAAACACAUCAAUUACAAAUUGCAAUGUGUGUUAUUAUCAAUCGACUUCAACUAACAUCCGCAUGGAUGACUUUCGAGAAAGAUGAUCUCAACGAUCAGGAAUCAAUUUUGAGAUUGCUUUUGAAAUUUAUUAAUUCAAAUAUUCACUGUGACGAUUCUUCGAUAAUCAAACAACUUUUCAAUCUUUUCAUAUUUCUAACAGAAAAAACCAUUCUCGUACCAAGUUUUAUUAAUGCCGGUUGUGUUAUCUACAUUUUACAAUGGUUAGAAACGGAACAAUUAGCAUACGAAAUCCAAGGUUCGUGUAUACAUAUUUUUUAUAAUUUAGCACAAAAAAGUGAAGGAGCCAAAGCUUUGAAUCAAGCAGAUGGUCUUCGAAUACUAAAAGAUUGUACAAAUCGUCUACUCGAUCCGAAUGUGAUUAAUGGACAAUAUGGCUUCGAAAAUAUGCAAUUACUAUACUGUAUGGCUAUGUCUUUAUUGAUUGAACCGAAACAAAAUCAUGAAUAUGUCAAAAAUCAUCGUCGAAUUCUUGAUUAUCUCCUGCAAUCGACGAUAAAUGCGAGUACCAUGGAUAAUUUUUGCUAUGCUGAUUUUCAUAUUUCACGGCCAAUUGUUGUUCUUACAAAAUUAUUUGUACAAGAUGAAAUAAUAAAAUAUAUAUUUGAUGAAGCACCAGUGAAAAAUUUUCCUUUAUCAUCGAAAGUAGCAUUUUUUGCUAAUUUGCUCAUUCGUUUCCGUGGAGCAUUAACGAUGGAUGAGGACGAAGCUAAUGCAUUGACAUUGACUGCUCUAUUCAAUAUUCUGUGGAGUAUUUCAUUUCAUGACGAAUAUCUUUCUGAACUUCAAACUAAUCGACAAUUUUUGCUUACUGUGAAAACAUUUGCUUACGAUUCAAGUGAAAUUCGAAGUGAAAAAUAUGUUUUUUCCAAUAUGUCUCCGAUUUGCAAAGCAGCCAAUGGUAUUUUGUUGAAUCUUGGUGAAAGUAUCAGCACGCGUGUUCCGCAAACACCGAACAUCAUAGUUCAAUCAUUGGCAAUACCUCCAGCAAAUCAGAGUAAUCGAAUUAAUUUGAUGAUCAGCUAUUCACAUGCAAAUGCAGACUUUUGUCAUGAUCUUGUCAAUGCACUUCAGAAGGAUCCUCGUCUCGAUAUUUGGGUUGAUUUUAUCUAUUGUCGUAGUGGUGAUUUGUGGGAAGAAAUAAGUGAAGCGAUUGAAAAUGCUCAUGUUAUUCUAUUUAUAAUUACAAAAGAAUAUCAAAGUAGUAAAUCGUGCCGUCAAGAAGUUAUGUAUGCAAGAGAUACACUAAAGAAACGGUUUAUUCCUAUCUAUUUAAAAAAUGAUUUUGUCGCCAAUAGUUGGUUAGGCAUACGUAUUGUUGGUGCGCAAUACAUUCGCUUUGGAAAACGAUCUUUCGGUGACUCCAUUACAGAAAUUCUUAAUCUAAUGGUCGAUAAUCCAUCACAAAAACAGAAACAAAAUGCACUCAAACAAACAAAGAUGUCCACGACUCUUGCCACAGAUCCGAUCGAUAUUCAGGAUAAAAUUCUUGAUAAACAGUUAGACAAGAGUCAAGAUCAACCGAUCGAACUGAUUUUGAACACUGUUACUAAUCAACCAAAGCCGAUUGAACAAUGGACAUUUGAGGAUAUUGAUCAAUGGUUUCAUCAGAAUACUAUCGAACCGAAGUUAAAAGAUCUCUAUCGAUUUCAACAUACUACCGAUCUUCUCUUGUAUGGACAAUGUUUACAAUCGGAUUGA